CAUCCGUCGGUGUCCCAACAUUCCAACAUGGCAAGUAGAAAGAGUAACAAAAAGCAAGAGAAGGGAGACAAAUAUUCUGUGUUGUUACCCACUUACAAUGAACGAGAAAAUCUACCUCUUAUCGUAUGGCUCUUGGUUAAAUACUUCGGCGACAGUGGGUACAACUACGAGAUAAUCGUCAUUGAUGAUGGAAGCCCUGAUGGAACACUACAAGUUGCUGAAGAGUUGCAGAAAAUCUAUGGCGAGGACAAGAUAUUACUCAGACCCAGAGCAAAAAAACUAGGAUUAGGCACAGCUUAUAUCCAUGGCAUCCAGCAUGCCACUGGCAAUUUUAUCUUCAUCAUGGAUGCUGAUCUCUCUCAUCAUCCUAAAUUCAUUCCAGAGUUCAUAGAAAAACAAAGAGAAGGUGGAUUUGACGUGGUCUCUGGCACAAGGUACAGUGGAAAUGGAGGUGUGUAUGGAUGGGAUUUGCGCAGGAAACUUAUCAGCCGGGGAGCAAACUUCGUCACACAGGUGCUCUUACGACCUGGAGCGUCAGAUUUGACAGGAAGCUUCAGGCUAUACAAAAAGGAGGUGUUGGAGAGCUUGAUAGAGCGAUGUGUGUCUAAGGGCUAUGUCUUUCAAAUGGAAAUGAUUGUGCGUGCUAGACAACUGGGAUACAGUAUUGGAGAGGUCCCCAUCUCAUUUGUGGACCGUGUUUAUGGGGAGUCCAAGCUGGGAGGAAAUGAAAUUGUCUCCUUCCUGAAAGGACUUCUGACCUUGUUUGCAACAACGUAAACUAAAUCAUUAAUCACAUAAACUGAGUCAUGAGACAAGCUUAAAUGGUAGCCUGUUUUGCGUAGAGUCAGUCCAUCAUAAUACUUUCAUAAUGAUGAAUUUAUAUUGUAUAUGGGAAGUGAAGAUAGUCAGUCAUAUUGGCAGUGGAUUUUUAUAUGUGCUCUUUAGAGAAAUGUUCUACUGUGAGAUGUCGAUUCAGUUGUGCCCAAGGCACUACAUCAAGCAAGGCAACUGAAUUUUCUGCAUACUGUUCAAAAAUUAAAGAUGGUCAAAAAAAACAAAAAACUGGCACGUCAAAUUUGAAUGUGCUGUUGCUCAUUGCAUAUAUUUAUUUUUUCACCUGUACUUCACUGCAGUUAUGAAAGCAACUGAUGGGUUGGUGUGACCAAAUGCUCGGCUAUCAUUGUAUGUCAUACUGUGAUAGUGCACUGAACAUUAUGUGACAGAAGCCAAGAGAUUUACUGUUUACUGUAGUAGUCACAUUUAGCAUAAAAUUAAACCUUUGACAUUAAUAAUGACAUCUAUGUAGGGUGUAAAGCGGUUUAUAUUGCUGGAGGUAUGGUUGGUCAAACCCAUGUUUGCUAUGAAAUUAUAAUGCACUAUGUGCUUACCAAGUGUGAUAUCAGGAUCAAUCUUUUUAUUGUCUUUUGAAUCUUUGCUCCAUUUUGUAAUAGAAAUGAUUGGAAUUAAUUAUUGAUGGAAAUCUUAAUCAUGAUUCUGACUUUUUUUAUUAUUAGGCAUAUUAAUAUCAUUCAGAUUAUACCUGUACAGGCAGUGUAAUCACAGCAGCUAGUUAAGAUCUAUUUUUGGACAUACCUGGAAUGAGCUUGUAGCAUUUGCCUUUCUUUGUGUUCAGUGCGAUUUAACAGGUGUAUAUGUAGUUGUCUUGAUCUUUAGUGAGGGGUAUAGCAUAAUUCUGUUGGAUGUUUCUCCAAAAUUGUAAUUGUUUUAAAAAAUAUAUUUCUAUGUUGCCUGUAAUGAGUUACAUUGUUACCAAAAUGAUCAUUGCUCUUCCAUAUUGUCCUGAUUGCUGUCUCUAUUAAAUAAAUAAAGUCAUAUUGAGUAGGUUA
Alosa alosa (allis shad) is the source of this 1847-nucleotide messenger RNA. It is a transcript of the gene dpm1, whose product is annotated as dolichyl-phosphate mannosyltransferase subunit 1, catalytic. The coding region runs from base 28 to 777 and encodes 249 amino acids. The record is from RefSeq and is a predicted model, not a curated record. NCBI's taxonomy places the organism in Eukaryota, Metazoa, Chordata, Actinopteri, Clupeiformes, Clupeidae. Gene Ontology annotation, cellular component: endoplasmic reticulum membrane. Gene Ontology annotation, biological process: protein O-linked glycosylation via mannose; GPI anchor biosynthetic process. Gene Ontology annotation, molecular function: dolichyl-phosphate beta-D-mannosyltransferase activity. The transcript has 9 exons.